UAUUUUCGAUAGUAUCGACAGCGACCGCAAGAUGGUGUGUUUUGCAUGACGCGGGUUUUGACGUUAACUCAAGUAUUUUUUGAGAUCGACUGAUAUUGAAAAGUACACAGUGCAGUUCAACAAGCGCUUUGCGCUUGUUCCUCGCGUGUCUUUGACAGAGGAUGCCGCGGAUAAAGAUAUUCGUUAACCGGGCAAGUCAACCAAUCACAAGAAGGUUUUCGAGAAGCGCACGUAGUCCGCGAGGCACGAGAAGCCGCGAUUGGCCGGUUACCGAGACGACGAUGGCUCCGUGAGGAGAGAACAUGGCUGCGACGCAAGCCGAGAGCCAACAAAACGAUGUGAAGCUGAACGAGGCCGUGAAAUGCGCGCAGAAACGUCCGCAAGUCGGUGGAAAUAGUGCGAGUGCCAGUGGAAACCAACAAUUAGAUUUAGAAUCGGGCGAGAAAGCGUCCCGGGGCGCGGCCCAGCUGCUUAAGUAUGUGAAUCGCGGCGGGGACUCGAGUUUCGAGAUGAGUCAAUACCGUGAAGACAUUGGCGGACACCCCGCCGGCGAGGUCAAGUCACCCCGUGAGCUCCCCCAAACCCCGCAGGAGACACCUGCUAAACCUGAACCUCUUGCCCUUGAUGCCUCUGGGCACCCAGCCCACCCUGGACAUCCGUUCGCUUCGAGCGUAGCGCGCGACUACUCUGAGGAGUACGUCAACAAACCUAGCGAGUUUACCCCCAAGCAGUUAAGUGACUAUCCGGGUAAACAGCCAGCAGACUACGGAGGGAAACCCGGCGAGUUUCUAGGAAAGCAGCUCGAUUAUUCCAGUAAGCAGUCGACAAACGAAGCGGACAGGGGACAUCAGGCAGACAUGGAUGAGCAUUAUGCUGUAUCAAAAAUUGAACCACGCCUUGCUCAUAUUGGGCCUGGACCUGGGUCUUUUCCUGGUCAACCAAGGUUUCUAUCUGGCCAGAGUAUAUCACAGGCCACUGGUCCAACACCUACCCUUAAUCAGCUGCUUCAGGCCUCCACGCCUGUGCAUCGUUUUCAUGCCAAUUACCCUGGUAUCGGACCUGAAUCGUACCAACAGCCUUGGCCUAUACAACGUCCUCCAGUUGUGCCACCUGUUUAUCCACAAACAAGUCAGCGUCCUCCACAAACUGGUUCACCAAGGUUACAUCCUGGGCCAGGAGGUCCAAGUUCUCCAACUGCUAUGCCAUACCCCCAAUUUACCCAACGAUUUUCAUCACCUACAAGACCACAUUCACCAUAUAGUCAUCAUCAGUUGAAUUCAUAUGGGGUGCAAACUGGACAUGCUCCAAGCAUAUAUCCAGAGCAAAGAAGUUGGAAUCAAGGAGGACCAGCAAAUCCACCUCCACCUCCUCCAACGAAUCAGGCAAAUCCUGCAAGUCAAUCACCACAACGUGCACUCUCUCAAUCUCCCGCACCACCGCCUUCAGCUUCACCUCAACCACAACCUUCUGGCCAACCUCAGAGUUUCCACAAUAUACAGCAACGAUCCACAACUCCAAAUACUCAGGGGAUCGACUCUGGGGAACUAUCAGGCCAAAACAGCAACGACAGUUCUAAUGGACCAGCUGGUCCUGGGACUCCAAAUUCCCAGGGGAUGAGACCAACCCCUUCACCUACAGGAUCAACUGGUUCUCGCUCCAUGUCCCCUGCUGUUGGUCAACAAAACGUUCAAAUGCCUCCACGCCCUUCAAGUAGCCAGUCAGAUGGUAGUGGACCAGCACGCAUGAGUCACUCGCCAAUGACAACACAAGGAGGAUAUCAACAACCUUUAGGUCCUUCACCACACAUGCACGGCUACAAAGUAAACAGCAGUGGUCCAGCUGUAGUUCAGCCGGGACCGGGGCCGGCAGGCCUCGGUGGUAUUGGUCCAAUGGGUAGCGGCAUGGGCUAUGCAUCUACCGGGGGAGGUGCAGGCCAACAAGGAGGUUAUCCAGGACAGGGUGCUUAUCCACCACCUCGUCCGCAUAUGCAGUUUCCUCAAGGUUAUCCACCGCCUACAAACUCUCAGCCGCCACCUAACAACCAAUACCAGCCUGCGAGACCUAAUAAUAUGGCGCAAUAUCCUCCCUAUCCGCAUAAAAUGGGGUUCAAUAACGUACCUUCGGGAAUGCCACCUAGUCCGGGACCGCCUCAGGUAUAUGGUACUGGCGGGGGUCCGGGUAUGGUACCACCAGGUACCUCAGGAUUAAGUGCUAUUGGUAACAUGGGACCACCAGCGAGUUCGAUGGGUCCGCCCCCGCCAUCACCAAAUCACGUAAGCAGUCAGCCUCCGGCAACGAGUUCCGCCGUGCCACAUCCGCAUCCUCCAGCAGCUACGCCACCCCUCAAUCACGAGGGUAGUCCUAUGCCACCGCCGAGCACUACGCCGAAUUCGCAUCCGACGCCUGCACCUACUCCUACCAGCCAUAGUUCCGCGGAGCUUAGUACUGAAACUUCAAACGACAGCGGCAUCACUACCACAGCUUCAGGUACCUCAGCUAUCAAUGUUACGUCAACAUCGAGUGGUACUGUAACGUCCGUGAUAACAACUGGACCGGAUGGCACUUCUUUGGACGAAGGCUCACAGCAGUCAACUUUGUCGAAUGCAUCUGCAGCAUCUGGAGAAGACCCAGCGUUAACUCCAAAAGCCAGGAAAGAGAUGAUUGGAACGUAUCAUAGUCAUCCUGCUACACCACAGAGUACGGUUCCGUCACCUGGUGCUGCGAGCAUCAACUCGAUACAUGAAGAGUAUCCUGAUAUGAGUAGUCCAGGCUGGCCUCGAACACCUGCUAGUCCCGUGUUUAACAGUCAUGUGCCUCAAGACCCGUACAGAUCUAAGAAACCUGACAGUUUGGCGAAACUCUACGAAAUGGAUGACUCCAUGGAACGAAGAUCGUGGCUGGACAAGCUUGUUGCUUUCAUGGAGGAACGAAGGACUCCGAUUACGAGUUGUCCUACCAUCUCCAAGAACCCCCUCGACUUGUUUCGCCUAUAUCUCUACGUAAAAGAGAGAGGGGGCUUCAUGGAGGUAUGCAAGGUGACCAAAAACAAAACCUGGAAGGACAUAGCCGGUCUACUUGGUAUUGGUGCAAGUAGCAGUGCAGCUUACACGUUACGCAAGCACUACACGAAGCACUUGCUGGCAUACGAGUGCCAUUUUGAUCGUGGAGGCGUUGAUCCACAGCCUAUUAUAAAUCAGGUUGAAGCUAGUUCUAAGAAGAAGAAUUCAAAGAGUACUGCAUCCGUACCGUCACCAGGCUCCUCGAAUUCUCAGGACUCGUUUCCUGCGGCAGGAUCGAGUAGUACCUCGAUGGAUGGAUAUGGAAGCUAUCAGAGUAAUUAUACUAGUAACGCACCAGGUGGAUCUUCAGCAGAAUAUACUCCUCCACCGAGACCGCCAAGUCAGAGUAGUGCACCUUCGCCGCAUCAAGGAAUGCAGCAAGGCGCUUAUCAAGGUGGAGGUUCCUACCAAAACUAUCCACAAGAUUAUAUUCGUCCUCAAGGAAACACGAUGACUCAGCAAGGAGAUUUCAAUCAACCGUACUCACCGCGUUCGCAUUACCCACAAUAUUCGCCGGAUGCCGAGAGAGCUUAUGCUGGGGGAAAUAUGCCGCCGAAUAAUACCGCAGGUCAGGAAAUGUACAACAGGUAUGCCGGCGGUCAACAGCCAUCAGGCUACUCGACCGCUACGCCACCCAGUGCACGCAAUAACAACUAUAUCUCUGGGCCGCAAGGUCAUCCUCCAAACGCUCAGCCACCAUCAACGAGCCAACCAUCCUCUCCGUCACAGUCGCCGGCGACUCCGACGUACUCCUGUCCGCAAGAUUACUAUCGGCAGGAACAGGCGGCGUACGGAACACCGGGAGGGAAUCAGAUGUACUCUGGAGGUGCAACGGCGAACAAGAACAUGCCACCUCCUCCACCAGGACCAACGCAACCAAGACGCCAUCCAGACUUUGCCAAAGAUCAGCAGUAUCCUCCGUAUAAUCAACAAAGACCGACCUAUCCAGGCUGGACAAGUACGACGAACCAAUAUAGCAGUCCUACUGCGAGUAAUCGAGUACCUUAUCCGAGUCAGCAAUCCCAGCAGCAGUCGCAACAACAGCAACAACCGCCUCAAGUUGCAACUGCGGGUUCGCCUUCUACAGGGGUUGGUGGGAUAACCGGCGGACAGCAGUGGUCCAGUCAACAACCACCUAGGCCAUCUUCGCAACCAAACAUAAAUGCUAUUACACACGCGCCACCACCACCGUGGGACCAUCGCUAUCCGAACCAACCCUCUCCGCUCUAUCCUCCUCCUAGCUCGCAUCAGAGUCAACUAGGAAUGAAUCCAAUGAUUGGUCAACAACCUACCCCGAAGAGAGAAAUGACAUUCCCUUCCGACAGCGUGGAAGCAAUAACACCGCUUCUUUACAAACGGCGUAAAUUGACACGUGCAGAUGUGGCGCCGGUAGAAGCUUGGCGUAUCAUGAUGGCUUUACGCUCUGGUCUUCUUGCUGAAAGCUGUUGGGCCCUUGACGUUUUAAACAUUCUACUAUUUGAUGACACUUCCGUAAGUUACUUUGGACUGGCGCAUCUUCCUGGUCUGUUGGACGUUCUGCUGGAACAUUUUUCUCGUUCCCUUUCCGACAUGUUUGACUUCGCGGCGGUGGACGACGAACGUUAUUGGUGUCAAACUUCAGAAGGUCCUGACGUUGACCUUGGCGCUGUGACACGGCCUAUAGAUGCCGAAGAUCGCGCUAAACUUCUCUCUACUUCGAAUUACACGUUCCUGUCGAGACGGGGUCGUCCUGUGAAGGUAGUGCCGCGUGACGAUGACCUCUUCGUAUUGGACUCUCGUAGACCCUGGGAUCAUCAAGACUGUGAAGCGGAUACUGAACCGUGGCAAGUGGAUAGUAACUCUACCAAAUACAUAGUGACAUCCUUUCAGUCCGAAGUGAGCACGUUACCGUUCGCGCGACAUCUCAGAGAUGAGAAGCCUCCUCUUUUACAAAAGGAAGUAGAGAGCGUGGACACGAAAGAGGAAUCCAAAGUUGACGGUACCAGUACCCUUCACGAUAACUUGGAUUCCACGAAGAAGUCCGAUGAGUCGAGUGACAAAUUGAAGGAUUGCGGUGAACGCAAGCAAGCUGACAAGAAGAAGAAAACGAAAACUCUGAGUGACGUGUUAUCCAGGAUCAAGAAGGAACCAAUGGAAAUGAAUGAUCUUACUAGGGAAUUAUUCGAGAAGAAGAAUGACGUGCCCAGGAAAGAAUGCGAAAGCGAGGCUAAGGCAAACAAUAACAUGGGUGAACACUUUAGUGGGAUAUCGAAAACCGACGAGGAUUCGUUCCCCAACCAUAACGGGAUAAGUGACUCUCUGAGUACAGCCGAGUUGGAAAAGAGGGAAAUCAAGCGAGAGAUUGAAGAGAGCGAAGAGGCGGAAGAAGUAGGUGUAAGGGAUGGGACAGACGCGAGGGAUGAGGCGAGAGAUGAAAAGGAGGCGAGUGAGGGACCAAGAUUGAAGAUUAGAGAUCCAGCUGGAACGCUGAAAAGGAGACGGAUAAACGAUUACGAGGAUGAAAGUUACUCGAGGGAUGAGGCUAGCCUUUACCUCGUCACAGAGAGUCAAGACAGUUUAGCACGGCGUUGCGUUUGCCUCUCGACGAUUCUCAGGAACCUUACUUUUAUCCCUGGAAAUGAAAUAGAGUUCGCGAAGAACGUAACGUUUCUAAGUCUGUUAGGAAAAUUGCUCCUUCUACAUCAUGAACAUCCCGUUAGGACGCAAAAAACGCGAAAUUACGAUCGGGAGGAAGAUGCCGACUUUGCUGAUUCCUGUAGUAGUUUACAAGGCGAGAGUGAAUGGUGGUGGGACUUUCUUCACCAUAUCAGAGAAAAUGUGCUCGUGAUGGCAGCGAAUAUAGCCGGUCACAUGGAUCUGAGUCAACAUCCGGAAGAAAUAUCGCGGCCUGUACUGGACGGUCUUCUACAUUGGGCCGUUUGCCCUGCGGCACAUGGUCAAGACCCGUUUCCAACGGUUAGCCCAAAUUCUUCCCUUUCACCCCAGAGACUCGCCUUGGAAGCCCUCUGCAAGCUCUGCGUCACUGAAAGUAAUGUCGACCUAGUUGUUGCCACUCCGCCCUACUCUCGACUACAGAGGCUGUGCUCAGUCCUAACCAGGUUGCUAUGCCGUAGUGAAGAGCAAGUGUUGCGCGAGUUUGGCGUGAAUCUCCUUCACUUUCUCUCAGCCGCCGACAGUGGUGUCGCCCGCACAAUUGCCCUUCAAACACCCUGCGUUGCCCUUCUUGUGGCAUUCAUAGAGCAGGCGGAGAGCAGUGCUCUCGGAGUGGCGAAUCAACAUGGUCUCGCAGCUCUUCGAGACAAUCCAGAAUCGAUGGGCACAAGUCUGGACAUGCUACGACGCGCAGCAGGCACUCUCCUUAACCUGGCCAGGCAUCCUGACAAUAGAACCUUGUUACUUCAACACGAGUCUCGUCUACUCGCCCUGGUCAUGAGCCAAAUCCUGGAUCAGCAGGUUGCUGCGAUAGUGGCGCGUGUCCUAUUCCAAUGUUCUCGGGGAGGCGUGGGAGGUGCGGGCAGUAAUGGCGUUAACAGUAACAACAGUAGCAGCAGCAACAGCAACAACACUAAUAAUGUUAUUAGCAACGUCACGACCACUAUUCUCACCACCAUUAUCACCAACACCACCACUGUCACCACCACAACCACCACCACCACUACUACGUCGUAACUCAGCACGCGCCCAGUGUUUUCUGUCUCCUCUAUGUUUCUAUGGACGUGUCGUGCACGCCGCCAAUUGGAAAGUGGAAAGUGAGGAACGCUACUGCGGCGUAGUUGUAGUUUUAUAUCGAGUUUAACGAGUAAGAAAAAAAAAGCUAAUUAUUGGUGUUAGCGCGUAGGUAUACUCUCGGUGAGGUGCGCCAUUGGUAUACCUUUCAUUCGUGAAUUGGAAUAAUAUCGAUAGUGUAAGAUAUCUCAUAAUUACGAAAAAAGACUUGAGAAGCAGCAGCAGCCGCAUAAUAAUAUAUAAACCGAUAAAUUGACGAGAAUGAGAAAACAGAAAGAAUACAUGGACACUCGACAAACCGAUGGUGCGACAUGGAACGAUAGUCGGGUGACGAUUAUAUAAAUAUAAUAAUAAUAUAAUGCAAAUUUUUAUAUUUGCAUGUUUUUGUGCUGUAAUUAGCGAGUAACUAAGAUAUUUUGUAGAUAAUACAUACUUCCAUUGAAUCUUAUUCAAUUUGUGCUGCGCUUGUGGCGCAAGUGCGAGUGGCCGCUCGCAAAUGCGAGUAGACCUCUAUACCACAGGAGUCUCGAUUUUUAGAAAAUGCAGGUGGAACCAUAGAAGGAAGAGAGUUGAUGCUGGACGAAAACGAAAACUGAUGUGUGAUACGUCGUUACGUGGAGUAUGUGCAUCAGAGAGAGAGAGAGAGAGAGAGAGAGAGAGAGAGAGAGAGAGAAAGAGAAUUAAUGCGUGAAUGUGACUGUGUACUUGUCAUAAUGAAAGUGAGUAUGCUUGGUAAUACUAAAGGUGGAAUGAUGAGAAGAGAUUAAGUUGGAUAAUGUGUGCCUGCAAAAGUAUCGAGAGAUAGAAAGUUCAAACAGCUAUGGUUGCAGUAAACAGAAAAACAAAAGUGGGAUGUUGGGUUGGAGGGGAGAGCAACGUCUCUGAAUGAAUAGUUUAGAAAAGUUAGCAAACGAUCACGCACUUAAAUAACAAGGCAUUCAUUUUUUUUUUCAUCUCCACACCUCCUUCCUAGGUUGUCUCGCGAGAACAUGAAAAACGUGACGGUACUGAAAUUUAGGACGUUUCAUGGUGAAUGUGCUUGCAAAAUGAACUGAAUCGGUUUAAAAUCAAUUUUCAGCGAAAACGGAAAAAAGGAAGACGUAUCAAAUGGUGUCUAUAGAACUUAUGAACUUUGGAAUUAGCGCUAUGGCAUUGAGCAACUUGAAAAUACAAGAGAGACAGAGGAACGCGCUGUUAUUGCGUGUUGUACAUUUUUAAAUCCCUAAUUACAGUUUGCGCAUUCAAAGUCAUCAGUUCGGUACGACAAAGGCGAUCAGUGUACAAUUAUUAUAUUAGAUUUUUCUGUCGUUCAUUGACGAUCGACAACUCGACGUCGUUAUAAUUCUGAUCGUCAUCGUCGUUGCCGUUGGUGCCGUCGUCGCCGUCGUCAAGAUCAUCGUUAUUCUCAUCAUCAUCAUCGUCAUCAAUGUUGCUGCUAUAGUUAUCAUCAUGCCGACACUGUCAUCGUCGUUAUUAUUGUUGUCACUUGUUAUUGCCGUCUUCAUCGUCACGGUUGUCAACUGUUGUAUAUCUUUGACAUCUCCGGAUUGACCAAUUUUUCAGUUCCGUAACAGUAGUUAAAACUUUAUAGUUCCGCUCUUCGACGCGCGAGCGAGGAUAAGCCAAGAUGUGCACGGAACAUUUACAUUGAACCAAACACGUCCCCAGCCUCAAAAAAAAAAUACCCUAUUCUAUAGACAUCUUAAUACGUGUAGCUCUUAAAUUAUUUACUUUAGUUUGAGUGGAGAUGCCUGUAAGUGUAAUUUACUAAGACUUUUUGUAAAUAAAUUAUGAAAUAAACUAGACGUACUUUAUCCAGAACACUUUGCAAUUCAACGGCGAGAAGGGAAAAAAUGGAUAAUAUAAAUAUAUGUUGACGGGUGUUACACAAUUUCGUUUGCAUUCACGGUAAGAUUUAUUAUUGUAGGUAGUUAAUUAAAAUAUACGUUGAUUUCCAUA
Messenger RNA from Cephus cinctus (wheat stem sawfly), 8744 nucleotides. It is a transcript of the gene osa, whose product is annotated as trithorax group protein osa. Gene Ontology annotation, molecular function: nucleosome binding; DNA binding. Gene Ontology annotation, cellular component: SWI/SNF complex; nBAF complex; nucleoplasm. Gene Ontology annotation, biological process: positive regulation of DNA-templated transcription; regulation of transcription by RNA polymerase II; chromatin remodeling. Lineage: Eukaryota; Metazoa; Arthropoda; Insecta; Hymenoptera; Cephidae. The record is from RefSeq and is a predicted model, not a curated record. The coding region runs from base 303 to 6728 and encodes 2141 amino acids. The transcript has 20 exons.